AUGGGAAAAAACAGCAGCACCUUGGCCUAUCAAAUCGCGCCUCCUGCCGCUAGCACAAUGGCACCGGCAGCCAGCCCGGCGGGCGCGCAGCCGUCGUCGAUAUACGUCUUCGCGGCGCCGCAGCACUCGCACCUGGUGCCCUACAUGGCGGCGCUGCAGGGGACAUGCAUCACGGUGGACCACAUGACGGGCGCCUUCCUGCCGCCGCUCAACCACGAGAAGCUGCUGGCGUGGUGGAAGGAGCGCAUCGCCGACGCCGCCGCCGGCCGCGUCGCCAUCCUCUUCCUGCUCGACGAGUCGGAGCCGGGCACCAGGCCCAAGGGCGCCGAGCUCGUCGGGGUCGCCCUGCUGUCGCUCCCGGCCUCCGAGACCAGCCCGUUCCGCGGGCCGUGCAGCUGA
Gaeumannomyces tritici R3-111a-1 is the source of this 399-nucleotide messenger RNA. RefSeq lists its product as hypothetical. The transcript has 2 exons. Lineage: Eukaryota; Fungi; Ascomycota; Sordariomycetes; Magnaporthales; Magnaporthaceae. The coding region runs from base 1 to 399 and encodes 132 amino acids. The record is from RefSeq and is a predicted model, not a curated record.